This is a messenger RNA of Didymella exigua CBS 183.55, 2047 nucleotides long. RefSeq lists its product as uncharacterized. NCBI's taxonomy places the organism in Eukaryota, Fungi, Ascomycota, Dothideomycetes, Pleosporales, Didymellaceae. The record is from RefSeq and is a predicted model, not a curated record. The transcript has a single exon. Bases 215 to 1927 code for a protein of 570 amino acids.
GAGGACAAAGACAAAAUCGCGAAAAGCCUGGCGCUUCAGAAAGCUGGAGAAACUGAGUCUUGGGAAAAGCGACGUAGCGAAGUUUGCAAAGGCCACGUCGAAAACACAGGCAAAUGGCUCGAGCGUGAAAAGGGAUUUGUCCAGUGGAGCGACGUCAAUAACCAGAGCAAACAAGUGUUUGUUCUGAAGGCGGAUUCUGGCUUCGGGAAGACGUAUGCAUCUAAUCAUGUCAUCUCUUUUCUUCAGAAGAAGUACCGGGCCGGAUCUGGAUCAAGUCAGGUUUAUCUGGCCUACUACUACUACGGCGAUGACAAAGAUGAGUCUCUGGAACGCUGCAUUGGGUCGAUCAUAUGCCACGGCAGUGGCCAACGCCUGUGGGCAGCCGGUGAAUGUGGCUAGAGCCGGGGAUCGUUGGAAGUAUCUCAUGUUGGGACUGUCCAGUCAUAUGAAGGGGACCUACUUCAUCUGUAUUGACGGUUUCGACAGUCGCGGACAGCUUAACAAGGACGAUGCAACCAUUGCAGCGAUCGCACAACGUGCCGUGGCGAAAGCCGACUCCUCUGGAAUUUCCAUACGCUUGUUCCUUUCGGGCACUCCUGAGACAAUCGCCAGGGUUCCGCAGCCUGCAGAAGGUGUUCACACCAUCACCUUGGGGGCUAGCAAUCCACCGCAAGGCCCUUUCAAUGAUCGCGGUGACGAUGAAUCGUUGUCACAGCCGCUCUUGAACACAAGCGAUUCGGAAGCCGUAACAAGGUAUCGUAUCACGGAACUCUGCAAAGCCGAACCAGACCUCACGGAAUUCUUGACUGAUCCGAAUAUCAAGCUUCUGAUUGAAGGCAUCCGUGGCAACUAUAAUCACCUGGAGGCCAAAAUCACCGAGAUCAACUCCUGCGAGACAGAGAGACAGGUCCAGGAUGUCAUUAAAAAUACCACCGUCGACUUAGACAGAGUGCAAAAAAACAGGCUCAAGGCUCUUGACAUAUCGCUGAGCACGGAUCAGGUCAAAAAACUCAAUGAGCUUCUCGUAUGGGUCGCCGGUGUGAGCAACGGACCCACGAUCAAGUUUCUCCAAAGCGCUCUGUACUUGAAAUUCCGUGAAAACUUUCGGCUGGAAUCUGAGGUCCGAAACACAUACUUGGCUUUGCUCAAGACCGAUGAAGACGGCGUCGUGACUUUCAAGUCCGACGAGCUUAUUAAGAUCCUCAGAGAGAAUGAUUCCCAAGACCCCGGGUCUGAUGUCGCGGACCUCUACACUCAAGAGAUCACUCCAGCGGAGAUCGGCCUUUGUCGCCGAUUCAUCAAGAAUGCCUGCGAUACAGUGGAUUACACCAGAUUUAAAUUCGACGAUUUCUUCGACAACAUGGUACACAAAGCGCACAUUCAUCUCUGCGAUGAGAACUCUGUGAACUUCACAGUCUUCUGCUCAUGCAUCAAGGUCCUCAGUGAGACUGGAAACGACACCAAUCUCGAGAAGCUUUGCAAUUACGCUUCCAUAUGGUUCUACGAGCACCUCAAGACCCUCGUGGAGAACUUCGAGACAUUCGAGCCCAGCAGGCAGUCGCUGAGCGCAACCGGGCGCGAGCUUGUUAACUUGUUCUACGACGCUGAGUUGAUUGACGUGUGGUUCUCCAAAACGAAUCUCGGCUGUCUGAAGUACGAUUGGCUUUACCGCGAUGAGUUCAUUGACCCUUUGACAAAGUUUUGGAAGAACCCGCAUGUAGCGAAAGGAUAUGCGAAAGACAUAGAGAAGACUUCGUGGGUGAAAAAAGUCACUGCGGAAUCAGUGAACAAGUAUAUGAUCCUCGAGCGAGUAGCAACACGACUGGCACAACAUUGGUUCAGCUGCACAGGAACAAUGGAUGAUCAGUAUCUCUGGACAUCCUUUGGUCUUGUGGCCAAGGUGAGUUGCGCCUUUCUUUCGUUUUAAUGCUUGGUUAAUGAUCGAGUAAGGGUGCGGGCAAGGCUUUUGAGGACAAGUCCCCCUCUCUCCUGGAGAUUGAUGUUUUUUUUGAGUGGGUCAAGAACAAGAAUUUCGAGAUCGAAGACC